Messenger RNA from Crotalus tigris (Tiger rattlesnake), 1335 nucleotides. Its product is annotated as extensin-like. The coding region runs from base 68 to 1072 and encodes 334 amino acids. Lineage: Eukaryota; Metazoa; Chordata; Lepidosauria; Squamata; Viperidae. The record is from RefSeq and is a predicted model, not a curated record. The transcript is spliced from 16 exons.
CCUCAAUCCACGCAUUGGUAGAUAGGGCACUUUCUCAUUUGGGGAAGGAACCCUCAAGCUGAGAACAAUGGUGCUCUCUUUCGUGGCUGCGGCUUUGUUGAUUUCUGUGCUCAGCACAGAGGCCCAGAAUAAUAUUCCAAAUCCUCCACCUCCACCUCCAGGGUACCCUGACUCCCAAAGCUACAAUGUUCCCACAAACUAUAAUACACAGGUCUCUGAUCCUAAGCCUGGUAGCUUUCCUGCUUCUGCCCAAGUCAGCUAUUCUGGCCCACCAAAUAAUAUUCCAAAUCCUCCACCUCCACCUCCAGGGUACCCUGACUCCCAAAGCUACAAUGUUCCCACAAACUAUAAUACACAGGUCUCUGAUCCUAAGCUUGAUAACUUUCCUGGUUCUGCCCAAGUCAGCUAUUCUGGCCCACCAGGGAACCCUGGCUACAGCAACAAUGCUCAUUUUGGAAAUCCUAGUCCACAGUAUCCUCCACCUCCACCUUGGUUCCCUAGAAACUCUGGCCCACCCUGGUUCCCUAGAAACUUUGGCCCACCCGAUCUUCAUGAAUUUGAAAAGCUGCUCAAAUUUUUUGAGAGAAUAAUGAAAGCUGGCUGGAAGAAGCAUUGGCAGUGGAGGCAUCAUCAGCACUCUGGUCCUCCUCAAUACCAUCCUAGUCCUCCCCACGGCUAUCCUGGUCCUUCCCAAAGCUAUGCUGGUCAGCCUCAAGGAUAUUUUAAUCCUCCCCAAGUCUACUUAGGUCAACAACCUUUGUCUUUCCCUGCUCAACCAUCUGGGUCUGCUGUCCCACCCCCCUCUGGCACUCAACAGUCUAACUAUGGAAGUCCACCUAAUUUCGUAUAUAACUACCAUGAUUCAGUUCCCCAACAACAACUUUUCCCUGGACAAUCUUUGCCUGCUACCGGUGCAGACCCCUCUGCUCUUCCUAGUCCUCAAUAUUCUGCUGGCCCUGCCCCAUUUGUCCCUCCACCAUCUGCCCCUGCUGCCUCUGUUUCAUCUGGUGAUGUUAAAGUCCCUGGUAAUUCUACCUUGCCUGACUCUGGAACACCUGGUAACUCUUCUUAAAAGUUGCCUGCCUCCAAAGAUCAGAUCCACUAGCUACAUUGGCUGAGAGUAAAAUCCAGAGUCACCUCCUACUCUUUCUCUUUCUGGCUUCCAUAAUUUCUUCCUAAUCGAGGAUCAAAGGGAAAAUGAAACUUUCUUCUGAGAAGGGCUCCAGCAUUUAGAGUUCUUUCUGCUGAUUUGGGGACAUUUUCUCUUGAUUGUUAACCCUGUUCAUUCUCUACAAGAAUAAAUAUUUACAAAUAAAUAUAUUCAGCAUUAUCACA